Molecule: messenger RNA, 2730 nt
Organism: Rhinichthys klamathensis goyatoka
Lineage: Eukaryota; Metazoa; Chordata; Actinopteri; Cypriniformes; Leuciscidae
Product: endoplasmic reticulum metallopeptidase 1
Exons: 15
Coding region: 51-2711 (886 amino acids)
Biological process (GO): proteolysis
Molecular function (GO): metalloexopeptidase activity
Source: RefSeq, a predicted model, not a curated record
UGAAGUGUGUCCCUCCGCCGCUUCCGUCCGCGCUGACAGCAGCAGUAAAGAUGGAGAGAGACUCUACGGUCCGCAGAAUCAGAGCCCAGCAGAAUCAGAACCAGCAGAACCAGCAAAACAUUCGCGAUGAAGCGAACGCGACGAACGGGUUCCGGAGCCGCAAACCCAAGCCGGAAGUGAGCGCACAGUUGCUGAGUGAGACUUCCGCUGUGGUUCUGAUGCUCGGGUUCGUGUGUGUUCUGUGGGUUCUGGUUCUGGUGUCAGUCCAGCAGCUCGUCAUCAGCAGAAGCACAGGACAGUUCAACUCCGUCCGGGCCAGGAAGCAUCUGGAGCGGAUCACGAGCGUGGGGCCGCGGACCGUGGGGAGCCCAGAGAACGAGGUCGUGACGGUGCAGUAUCUGCUGGAUCAGAUGGAGCAGAUCCGGGCCGCGAGCAGAACCGGGCCUCACUCCAUCACUGUGGAGGUGCAGCGGCCCACCGGCUCCUUCAGCAUCGACUUCCUCGGCGGCUUCACCAGCGUCUACGCCCGCGUCACCAACAUCGCCGUCAGACUCGAACCCAAGACCGGCGCGCAGCACUUCAUGCUCGCCAACUGCCACUUCGACUCCGUGGCCAACAGCCCGGGAGCCAGUGAUGACGCCGUCAGCUGCUCAGUGAUGUUGGAGGUUUUACACUCUCUGGCGAAUCUCUCGACUCCUCUCAAACACGGCGUGAUCUUCCUGUUCAACGGGGCCGAGGAGAACAUCCUGCAGGCGAGUCACGGCUUCAUUACCCAGCAUCCCUGGGCUCAGCAGGUGCGAGCGUUUGUGAACCUGGAGGCGGCAGGUGUGGGGGGGAAGGAGGUGGUGUUUCAGACAGGUCCAGAGAACCCGUGGCUGGUGCAGGCGUAUGUGCGAGCCGCUGUUCACCCGUUCGCCUCAGUCGUCGGUCAGGAGGUUUUCCAGAGCGGAGUCAUUCCCUCAGACACAGACUUCCGCAUCUACAGGGACUUCGGGAAUAUUCCUGGGAUUGAUCUUGCGUUCAUCGAGAACGGUUUCAUCUAUCACACUAAAUAUGACACUCCGGAGCGAAUCCACAUCGACUCCAUCCAGAGAGCAGGCGACAACAUCCUGUCGGUGCUCCUGCACCUGGUGAUGUCGGAUGAGCUGGCGGAUUCCUCGGAGUAUCGCCACGGUAACAUGGUGUUCUUCGACCUGCUGGGACUGACGGUGGUGGCGUAUCCCGCGCGCGUCGGCACCAUCAUCAACCUCAUGGCGGCCGUCGCCACGGUGAUCUACCUGGGCAGGAAGUGCAUGAUGACCAGCAGUGAGGGCGGGCGGUACACACGUGAUCUGGCGUGUGCGGUGUGUGUGGUGCUCCUGGGCUGGGUCGUGGCUCUGCUGGCGGUUCUGAUCGUGGCUCUGCUCGUCACACUGACGGGUCGCUCCAUGUUCUGGUACACACACUUCUACGCCGCCGUCUGUCUGUACGGAUCCGUCGCCGCCGGCAAGAUCCUGCUGAUACACACGCUGGCCAAGAACCUGUACUACGGGAGCGCGAGUCGUGUGUAUCUGUCCGAGCUGUUCUUCGACGUGAGUCUGCUGUUGUGGUGUUGUGCGCUGCUCUUCCUCACUCAGCGAGGGUUGUGUUCAGCGUACGUUCCCAUGAUGAUGGUGGUGUUUCCGCUCGCCAGCAAACUGAUGCUCAGAAAACACUUCAGAGCCAGAGGAGCAUCUCUGCAGUACUCUGUCCUGUACCUCGUGGGUCUCACCGUGCCUUAUGUCCACAUCAUGUUCCUCAUCUGGGUGGUUUUUGAGAUCUUCACACCAAUCCUGGGCCGCAGCGGAACCGAAAUACCACCAGAUGUCGUCCUGGCAUCAAUUGUUACCCUGGCAACCGUGAUUCUGUCUUCCUAUUUUAUGCAUUUCAUCUAUCUGUCGCACAGCACGAAGCGGAUGCUGGCUGGUCUGGGGUCAGUGUUCACGCUGAUGUUUGUUCUGGUCUGCUGUGGUCUGUUCUUCCCGUACUCUGGUGACCCGUCCAGUCCUCGACCCAAACGAGUCUUUGUGCAGCACACCACACGCAGGUUCCACGCGCUGGACGGGUCUCUGCAGAGCUCCGACUCGGGAUUAUGGGUCAACAGUCUGGAUUACACCGGGAUGCAGCACAUCACUCCUCAUAUCCCAGAGAUCAACGACAGCAUCCGCACACACUGCCAGGACCAGCUGCCCUACUGCGGAUUCCCAUGGUUCCUCCCGGUCAAGUUCCUGGUCAAGAAGAACUGGUAUCUCCCGGCUCCUGAAGUCUCUCCUGAAGCUCCGCUGGAGUUCCGGCUCUUAUCCAGACAGAAGACCGAAUGGGGAAGCGUUAAAAUGACUUUUGAGGUCAAAGGCCCGACACACAUGUCCCUGUAUCUGCUGCCUGACGCCGGUGUGUCUCUGAGCGGAUGGUCAUUCGGUGACGGGACGCCCCAGUUCGACCUCAGCGGGGAAUACUUCAUAUUCUACUCCCACGGCCUCCACGCUCCGGCCUGGAGCUUCUGGUUCGAGAUCCAGUCACCCAGAGCUUCAGAAGCGUCUCCUGACGAGGGCUCGAUCUCUCUGGCCGUCUCCGCUCAUUAUUUCUCCGGUCCGGACCGACGCUCCGACCCGCUCGAGUCGUUCCUGAAGAGAUUCCCAGACUGGACGUUCCCAUCCUCAUGGAUCAGCACAUACCACAUGUACAGAUACUGAGGGCCCUGAUCUCACACAC